Pelmatolapia mariae (spotted tilapia) is the source of this 8183-nucleotide messenger RNA. RefSeq names its product brain-enriched guanylate kinase-associated protein. The record is from RefSeq and is a predicted model, not a curated record. NCBI's taxonomy places the organism in Eukaryota, Metazoa, Chordata, Actinopteri, Cichliformes, Cichlidae. The coding region runs from base 141 to 3509 and encodes 1122 amino acids. Gene Ontology annotation, cellular component: synapse. The transcript is spliced from 7 exons.
GGGGUUCCUGCUCUUCUACAGCAUCUUGCCCCGUCUUCUCUGGACCCUACAGUGACCAUGAAGAAGAGCCUCAGCUGCGUCGCCAAUCCUCUCCUUUACUCAAAGGUUCCUUUUCCAGCCUGCAGGGGUCUGUUCCAUGCAUGCAAGGAUCUUUGUCAAGUCUUGACGAACCUUUGUCUAACUUUCCGAACUCUUUACCCAAUCUCAGAGGUUCAGUCUCUCGGAUAAAGAGGAGAUCACUUGGAAGCCUGGACAACUCCAUCCCCAAUCCUAUUGAGAGAAGUAAAAGCCCUAGUCUACAGAGUGGAAACGGCAGCUCUAGUGAUGAUGAUGGAAGUUGGGAUACAAAUAGCUGGAGCUCAGUGGCCACCUGCUUACUACGGACUCCUAUUAAGCAAGACAGCAAUGAACAGUCUUGCAACACUGAUCAGGUGUCCUCUGCUGCUGAGGGUGAGGAUGAAAUCAUUUACCAAAAUCUUAUCAUUUCACGUCCUCCUGCUAAAUCUGAAAACAAAAGAGACCAUGAUCAUGAGAAUACUUGCACAACACAAAGGAAAGAUGCCGGACUCCAAAAUAUGUCAUCAUCUUGCAAAAAUGCUUCUUCGGUCUUAUUCCAUCAGUGUGAUGAGAAAUCAGAGGACAGGCGCAAGUUCUCACAGUUUCUAAAUGAAGUGACUUGCAGGGUCUUAAAAUCAAAUGGUGGUCCUCUUCAGCAACCGUUCAUUUUACGACAUUGCGCUCUAACUCCUCCACCACCUCCACCAACUCCAUCUCACACACCACUACAUUCUGCCUUAACAAAUCCACCGCCACCAUCGACAUCAACAACAAACUUGUGGUACAGUCCAACCAGUUCAAACCUUCAGCCGAUUAAGGAGUGUGACUCCAAAGAUAUCACAAGUUCCAUCCACCAGUGGAGCAAGACAUUACCAAGCUGUAGGAUCAUAGAGCCGAGGGAAGUCCUAAGGAAAGUAAAAGAGGAGACUCACUCACACCCAGAGCCCAACCAAGAGCUAUGUGCAAAGAUUCAAGCACAAGCCCCUACUGGGAGACAUUAUCUAGAGACAGACAUUGACAGAGUGAGGCGGCUGGAUGAACUGGUAGCUAAUGGCACCCUUGGGAAAGAGAGAACUGAAAAAGUGCUUGAAGAAGGUAUAGGGAGAGUAAAGGAAAGGGAAAACAGGACUCUGUGGGAGAGAAAUGGAGGCUUGGGGAUGGAAAAAGAGAAGGAGAGGGAAAAGAGAAAAGAAGCCUCCUGGGAGAGAGACAGAGGAGGUGAGAAAAGGAGGGAAAAGGACAGAAAAAGAGAAAAGCCUUGCUGGGAAAAAGUUAGAUGGUCAGAAAGAGGGCGGGAGAAGGAGAAAAAAGUUAUUCCUACCAGUUAUGAGCCACCUUAUCCUCAUCUGGCUGCCAGUAGACGGAACAACCCCUGCCCUGUCUUCAGCUGGCCGGAGCAGCAGUUUCCUAGAAUGUCCUACAGGUCUACCUCAUUGCCCAGACCUCUAAAUGUUGCUGAAUCUGAUGGCGAGACGCAGCAUGACACAAGCUCAUUUCAUGACCACAAGGAUGACCUACGUAAGCGCCUGUCGUACACCACCCACAAACUAGAGAUGGUGGAAACUGAGUUUGACUCCACUCGGCAGUACCUCGAGACAGAGCUGCGCCGGGCCCAGGAGGAACUGGAGAAAUUUACAGAGAAGCUGCGCAGGAUCCAGAGUAGCUAUGCAGCUCUUCAGAGGAUCAACCAGGAUUUGGAGGACAAGAUGCACAGGGCGUCACAGCACCACGAGGAGGAAAAAAGAGCCCUCAGCCGGGAAAUCAUUGUUCUCAACAAUCAUCUCAUGGAGACGAAGAUCACCAUUAAUAAACUCAGAGAGGACAAUGACCUGUACAGGAAAGACUGCAAUCUGGCAGCCCAGCUGCUGCAGUGCUCCAAGUCUCACUACAGAGCACAUAAGAUGUCUGAGCUGCCACUGGAUUUCCAGGAACGCAUCAGUUCCCUCAUGGAAAAACAUAAUCAGAGUAGUGGCGUCACCAUGGCAAUGUGCCACUCAAAUUAUCCAGACGCUGUGCCCACAGCCAUAAUUGCCAAGGUCCUGGAAAAGCCCGAGCCUGGAAGCAGUUGCCCUGUAACGCGUUCACCCAGCCCGCAGGCACAGGAUGGAGACUUUCUGACAGGAACAGGAAGCACUGAUCAUCUGAACCGGCGCCUUUCUUAUAAGACAUCUGACCUGUACUGCAGCGACACGGCGCUCUACUGUCCUGAACGAUGGCAGGACACCGAGCGCAGACAAAGUGUUGACCUUCAUGGCACUGGCCUGCUUCAGCUUCACGCUCAGAACUCUGUUGACAGCAACCCCGAUGAAGAUGCUUUCCACUCUGGAAGUUUUUCCCACCAUGAACCCCCAUCCUCCUUCCGUCACCACGAUGAGUUCGGCACUGGGAGUCUCCCAGUGUCCAGUUCCUACUCCAGUUUUAGUCUUGCAUCAGAUGAAAAGGGAGGAGUUAGUGGAGGAUGUGGGCGCACUGGCAGCAGCACCUUAUCUUCUUCCCACCAGGGUCUCUACAUGGACUGGCGAGAAGGUAGUAGUGGAGACUAUGAGCACAAAAGUAUUUCCUCCUAUGAUAAAGACAGAUCAAGCUUCCCCAAGUCCCACAGCAUCCAGCACAUGGCAACCCAAAGGAGCCCCCAGAAGGGCCCCUCACCAGCCUACACAAGGACAGCGUCAUGUUUCAGUGAACCGUUCCACUCCAGCACUCCUCGUCUGGCCUCCUCUCACAGCAUGGGGUCUGCAAUUGGACUGGGCCAGGCUCAUGGAGGAACCCUGGACAGCCAGGGUGAUGUCCAGGUCUCCGAGGAUGACCUGAGCAGCCGCUGGAGACAGCUCAGCGUGGAAGACAUCAACACCUUCUCAUCUUCUUAUCGCAACAUUACAGGGCGGGUUUCUCCAUACAGUUUCUCUGAACGCCACUUUGCCAUGGGCCCCUCCAGUAAAGUCAAAGGGUCUCUCUACAGCAGCUUCCAAGAAGGAGAUGACGUCUUCCACGGUCGGGUGCUGGAGCAGUGCUUUCCCAUGAGUUCCUCCUCUCCCAGCCGCAGUCCCAAGCCAAAAGAGCAUCGCAAGCAGGAGAAAACUUCUGUGCUGUAUAGAGCCAAGGAUGACAGUCAGGACUCUGAGAGCAGUUUGUUCCUCUCAGGGAGCUCUAAAGACAAGGAGAGCAGUGGGGGAGCGACAGCGGCAAGCAGCGCAAAGAAGGACUACGUGAAUCUGAGCGCAGACAGCUCGGCUGAUUCCUUACACCAAAGCUCACUUGAAGCCUCAAGUCUUCAACACUACCCCACCCCCAGGCCGAGCGUCCGGCCCCGCCCGAGCUCCAGCUCUGCUCUCAGCAUCGGCCCCGCGCUCCCAAAGAAGACUUCUGCAAGAUACCAAAAGUUUGGCAGUACAGGACUGACGAGAAAGGACAGUUUGACCAAGGCACAGCUAUACGGUACGCUGCUGAACUGAGUGGAGAAAGCUAUUUUUAUUUUAUGCAUGAUGAUGACGAUGAUAACGAGUCCUAACUUUCUGUACUGUUCUGUAUGUCUCCCUGCAGCAAACACAUACUUGGUGUGAUGGGGUGUUCUGAUGUUGUUUUAUGUAUCUUAGCCACGGCACGUUUCACGCAGUCUGCAACCUUUUUCUCUAUUGUACGUCAGUGUAUUUAUCGACCUGAGACAUGCUACUCAGUAUGUUUUUGUUUAAGUGAUGGCGAUAUUUAGAGGCACCAGGAUAAAACCACAUUCUCUCUACAACACAAAGAUACUUUGCUAUUCACUCUUUUUUUAAGUACUGUUAGUAAAACCAGCAAAAGAUCAUUAAUUCUUGCUCUAAUAUAUACAAGUACUGAAAAUGAAGUGUGUUUAAUGAGGUGACUUAAUUCUGCAUGUUUGGGAGAGGUUAUCCAUUAUGUUUAGCAGGCCGCGCUGACUGCAAACUGUUAAAACGAUUUACCCAUCCUCUACUUUCACUUACACAAAUGCAUGUUGUGUAAUGCAUAUGAAUAAGGUGGAAAAAACAUUUCCAGCUAAACUGUUUUUCAAAGAGACAUUAUCUGUAGGCAACCCUUACCAGAAGGAAAUAUUCUCCAACUGGCUAAAUAAGAGAUUCAAAUAAUAUAUAUUUAUUUCAAGGCCAUAUGAUAUUUCAUAGCAAGAUUUAUAUAGCUAAUAGAGUAAUCCCACACUUCUUAAUAAGAACCCUAAAUUGCCUACAUUUGUCAGCUAUAAAAUAUACAAAUAUAUUUUUAAAUAAUAUAAUUAUUAUGAGAGGAAAUACACAAAUAUAACCAGGUACCCAUUCAGUAAAACCUAUUACACAGACUGUGAUGGACCGAGCAGUGAAGGAAACUUAGGCACAGGUUAAAGUCCAAAAAAAUGAUUUUUUUAUUUAACCCAAAAACAUAAUUGGUUAAAUCAUGCAAAAAGAAUCAAAAUCUUGGGCCCAUAAAAGAGGUCAAAAUAACAGAACUCUACUCAAAGUUGACAACACUACUGAUAACUCAAACAAACUGACCUAACUUAACGAGACAAAGGGGAAACUUAAAUAGUGGCUGAUCAGCCCACAAAAACACAAGGGAUAAAACACACAAAACCUAACUAAACCUAACACAAUGAACUCCAAUUCCCCCCCAUGGUCCCGAGUUAUGGAAUGAACCAAUUUGCAGUCUUCCAUCAAAGCUCGCUCCGCCCCUUUUCCACCUCUUGGCUCCUCAAUCAAGGGACUGGAGCAGCUGCAACUAAGGUAACUCAGAAAACAAAAGAUUAAUCAUACAUAACAGUGUAAACUAAAAUGUGCGCACUUAUUUUAGAAUGCAGUGUUAUGUGGAUAUGUGAAUUAACUCUAAACCCAAACCAGUUAUUUAUUGUCCUGUAAAUUAAUUCCUAUAUUUAAAGAAAGACAAAUGUGAAUGCAAUGUUACUUAUAAGCCUCUACACUAACAUGGUGGGUAUUACCACUGUGUGGCUGUAAGUGCAGCCAUCACACAGACAUACAGUAUUGUGCAAAAGUCUCCAGCCACCUUUUUUUAUGUUUUGUGUCUUUCUUGUUAUUUUUUUAAAUGUUGUUUUGAGUAAUAGUUUUCUAGGUUUUCUGAAGGUCUUCCAAAGUUUUUCUUUGGACAUUUAGUUGCUUUUUCAUUCAUUUUCAGUCCAGUUAUUUUACCUCACCGAAUCAUUCAAUAAUAAUAAAAAGGCAUCUCACAAAAGGGAUGAAGCAGUGUUGUGUCGACACAUAACAGACAACUUAACCAAUUUUAAAUUGUAUUUUCAGGCACUCUGUUCCUAGAGGCCUGUUGCAAAAAACAGAUAAUUUGUUCCCAUCUUUUCAGGUAAGUCUAUGAAAAAUGCUAACGAUAACACAGUCUGACAGAUUAAAAAAAAUAGUAUUUUGGCAUCAACAAGAUGAUUCCCAUUGACAGCAAUUGAACCAAGUUUGCAAAAAAAAAAAUCCAAAGCCCUUACAUGGGACCUGGGAGAUGCAUCUGGGCUUUACGUUGACCCAUCCACCGGAAACUGACGCCUAAUCAGAAAUGGUGUAAGUAGAAGGGUGGCUCAUGUCUUUUGCACAGUACUAUAACUCAAAGCAGCAGGUAUAAGUUGCAGGUAUAAGUCAUUCAUUUUACCCAACUGGAAUUUUUCAUAUAUUUGUACAAAAAUAAGAUGAUGACAUCAGCAGUCAUACUGCACAGCGGUUACCGUAAAAACCAAGACACUUGUGAAAUUGCCUUAAUCCUGUCCAGUGGACAGAAAGGUCUCCUUUACAGCAUCUAACAACUGUGUACAUACUGUAUAUCUGCUGUAUUGUCACUGUAUGUAUACACUACUGUUACAGUGUAUGCUCUUCCUGUCAGAUAAUAUAUAUACAUACACAGGUUUCAGGAGACGUCUGUUCCCAUAUGAGACAUGUUUUUCGAUGUUGAUCAUCACUGGAAUUUGCUGACAUGAAAUUCUGUAAAAUUUCUACUGAUGUGCCAACUUUUAACACUUUUGGCACUAUAUACACAAAAGCAAAACAACACUUUUGGUUCUACUACUUUAAGGGGAGAGUUAAUUGGAAAAUUGUCCAGGCCUUGGUGGAAGUUCUGCAACGUAUGCACUAGAAAAGGUGGAUGGGUAAGUGCACUGAAAAGGUAGUAAAGAGUGACUAAACACAAACAUGUACAGUCAGUGUGUUGUUUUCAACCAGCAUGCUCAGUAAACACUGUGAAAUGGACAAAGCUUGUGUAUAUACAGACGUAGAAAGUGUCAAAGACCUUAUUAUAAAAUACUGCCUUAUGUUAAAUGAACAGCUGCAGAGAGAUUGUCCUGCUGCCCAACAAUCAUACUACCAUUUGCUAUUCCAGUAUAGAAGAGUACAAAAUGACAAUGUUCCAACAUCUAUGCACGCCAGGAUUUCUUACUGUCUGUGUAGCUCUGCAGAGCCGAGAGGAACAGCGCUAGAGAGAAGGUAAUUUACGGAAGCUCAACUUUGCCCUCAAAUCAUCACUGACAGAUUUUAUUUUCGAAAGCUAUGCGUCUCUCACUGCCGCACAUCUGAGAACUGGCUUAAGGCUGUUUAAAAUAUUCUGACAUUGUCAUAUUUGUGAAGCUAAAACUGCACCAUACAGGUCACUGACAUUUUUUGACUCUUAUUUGAUAGACUGUUUAGGUCUUAGCAGUGAAAAAGGUUUGAAAUUACAUUUAACCACUGUACAGAGGAAAUGAGAAUAUAAAUGGUAUUUUUGUUGUGGGCGCAAUGUAGAAAAGGAGAUACUUCAUACACAGUUGUUAUAAUAUGAAUAUUUUUAUCUAGUUUAAGUUGUUGUUAUAGUUAUAGAAUGUUUUGACCUUGAAUGACGAGGCUGAAGUGGUUCUGUCCUGUCCUACCUCCAGCCCUGUUCCAGGAAUAACAGGCCUGUUGUUUAAAUGUCACGUUUGUCUGUCUGAUGCAUGGUUCUAUAUUUUUGCUGUAUGUUUAUUUACUUAAUAAAGAUGUGUGUUGGGAAAUUGAUUGCAGACUUCAAGGCAUAUUAUUUUAGGUAAUUUAUUCUACCACCAUCUGGUGGUUCACAGUAGGGGACCGUUUUAAAUUUUUAUAACAAAUCCUUAACCGGCUUAAUUAUCACAUUUAGUUGCAGAACCGCUUUUAGCACCAAUAAGUUGAAAUAACAGUUUUCUGUGCGACUUUAUCAGUCUCUCACUUCAUUGUUAGGGACUGAUAUAUUAAUACUGCUUCCGCUCAUUAAGGUCUGCAGGCUUUUGUUUAAGGACAGCUCUCUUAAGGUGCCACUGCAGCCUUUCAGUCUUUGACUGGGCCAUUGCAACACCUUGAUUCUUUUUGAUUCUGGUGCUGGUAUGCUUGGGAUCAUUGUUGCAUGGCCUGUCUGUCAUCUGACAAAGAUGGCUUCUUGUUUGACUCUAGAACACUGGUCGACUCAUUGACUGUAAGCUCCUCAGGUUCAGUGGAUGCAAAGCGAGCCCAAAUCAUUACGCCUCCACCACCAUGCUGAUAUGCUUUCUUUAGUUUUCAACAAACAUGGCGCUCUGCAUUAUAGCCAAACUUCUCCACUUUGGUCCCAUCUUUAUAGAGGGCAUUGUUCCAGACGUCAUGCUGCCAUGUCAUUUUUAGUAGUAGCUCUUGGGCUUUUACUGAGGUGGUCGCCCUUCCUGAUCAUUAACUCAUCUGAUUAACAGUACCUGGCUUCUACUUUAUUUCCUAUGGAAGUAGUAAGGGAACAGUAUGUUUUUCCACAGGAUGGCAUUCUUCCUUCUUAUUCUUACGGUGGACUAUGUAUGUAGAUGCAGAUUAAUUAAAAAAACUGCUUUAAAAAUCAUUUAGGGGCCUUUUAAAGACAACUACAAUGACGCUUUCUGUAUCAUUAACUGAGGUAAAAUAAGCAUAGGCGUUACAAAACAGGGAAAACUAUUUACACAUUAGAUUUUUCCCUAUAAACAAGGAUAAGGAUGUUUCUACUAUAUAUACUGAAUAAAGAUCACAAGCAUCUGCACUUCAAUGCUCUGCUGUUGACUGGCAGGACUCUGGGAGAACUUGGCAAUGCUUUGACAGAUGAUGGCAUAUUUUUUUAGUUCUCUGGUUGUCUUUCUUUGAUGCAGUGUGAAAGGAAAUGUCAUAUCAGAGCCAGAGAGAAGAAAAGGGAAUAAG